This is a messenger RNA of Odobenus rosmarus divergens (Pacific walrus), 9357 nucleotides long. It is a transcript of the gene MUC2, whose product is annotated as mucin 2, oligomeric mucus/gel-forming. The coding region runs from base 1 to 9357 and encodes 3118 amino acids. NCBI's taxonomy places the organism in Eukaryota, Metazoa, Chordata, Mammalia, Carnivora, Odobenidae. Gene Ontology annotation, cellular component: extracellular matrix. The transcript has 49 exons. The record is from RefSeq and is a predicted model, not a curated record. Gene Ontology annotation, molecular function: protein binding.
AUGGGGCUGCCGCUAGUCCGCCUGGUGGCCGUCUGCCUGGCCCUGAGCUCCUCUGGGGGUGCAGAGCUCCAGAGAGAGGGCAGGACCCGGAACCACGGCCACAGCGUCUGCAGCACUUGGGGCAACUUCCACUACAAGACCUUCGACGGGGACGUCUUCCGCUUCCCGGGCCUGUGUGACUACAACUUCGCGUCCGACUGCAGGGUCGCCUACAAGGAGUUCGCAGUGCACCUGAAGCGGGGCUCGGGCAGCACCGGGGGGCACCCCCAGCUCGAGCACAUCCUGCUGAACAUCGGGGACGACACCAUCUACCUCACCCGCCAUCUGGCUGUGGUCAACGGGGCCACGGUCAGCACCCCGCACUACAGCUCUGGGCUGCUCAUUGAGAAGAGCGACGCCUACACCAAGGUCUACUCCCGCGCUGGACUUACCCUCAUGUGGAACCGGGAGGACUCACUCAUGCUAGAACUGGACAGUAAGUUCCGGAACCACACGUGUGGCCUCUGCGGGGACUACAAUGGCCUGCAGACCUACUCCGAGUUCCUGUCUGAGGGCGUGCUCUUCAGUGCCCUCGAGUUUGGGAACAUGCAGAAGAUCCACAAGCCCGAGGUGGAGUGCGAUGACCCCGAGGAGACGCCGGCCCUCGAGUCCUGCUCUGAGCACCGCGCUGAGUGCGAGAAGCUGCUGACAGCCGCGGCCUUCGAGGACUGCCUGGGCCUUGUGCCGCUGGAGCCCUACGUGCAGGCGUGCGUGCGGGACCGCUGCGGGUGCCCGGCGGGCUCCUCCUGCACCUGCAGCACCCUCGCUGAGUUCUCCCGCCAGUGCUCCCAUGCGGGCGGGCAGCCCCGCAACUGGAGGACCGCCGAGCUCUGCCCCAAGAGCUGCCCCGGGAACAUGGUUUACCUGGAGAGCGGCUCGCCCUGCAUGGACACCUGCUCACACCUGGAGGUCAGCAGCCUGUGUGAGGAGCACCGCAUGGACGGCUGUUUCUGCCCAGAAGGCACCGUGUACGAUGAUAUCGCAGGCCUCGGCUGCGUCCCCGUGAGCCAGUGCCACUGCAAGCUCCACGGGCACCUGCACUCACCUGGCCAGCGCAUUAGCAGCGACUGCGAGGAGUGCAUCUGCACCGCCGGCCGCUGGGUGUGCGAAGACCUGGCGUGCCCAGGCACCUGUGCCCUGGAGGGCGGCUCCCACAUCACCACCUUCGAUGGGAAGAAGUACACCUUCCACGGGGACUGCUACUAUGUGCUGAUCAAGGGCGACCACAACGACUCCUAUGCCCUCCUGGGCGAGCUGGCCCCCUGCGGCUCCACGGACCAGCAGACCUGCCUGAAGACAGUGGUGCUGCUGGCCGACAGCAGGAAGAACGUGGUGGCCUUCAAGUCGGACGGCAGCGUCCUGCUGAAUGAGCUGCAGGUGAACCUGCCCCACGUGACGGCCAGCUUCUCCAUCUUCCAACCGUCCUCCUACCAUCUCAUGGUGAGCACCGCCUUCGGCCUCAGGCUGCAGGUCCAGCUCGUGCCCGUCAUGCAGCUCUUCGUGACGCUGGACCAGGCUGCCCAGGGGCGCGUGCAGGGUCUCUGCGGGAACUUCAACGGCCUGGAAGGGGAUGACUUUAAGACAGCGGGCGGGCUGGUGGAGGCCACGGGGGCUGGCUUCGCCAACACCUGGAAGGCCCAGUCGAGCUGCCAUGACAAGCUGAACUGGCUGGACGACCCCUGCUCCCUCAACAUCGAGAGCGCCAACUAUGCCGAGCACUGGUGUUCCCUGCUGAAGAAGACAGAGACCCCCUUUGGCAGGUGCCACUCAGCCGUGGACCCCUCGGACUAUUACAAGAGGUGCAAAUAUGACACGUGUAACUGCCAGAACAGCGAGGGCUGCAUGUGUGCUGCGCUGUCCUCCUACGCCCGCGCCUGCGCCACCAAGGGCGUCAUGCUGUGGGGCUGGCGGGAGCAAGUCUGCAACAAGGAUGUGGGCUCCUGCCCCAACUCACAGGUGUUCUUGUACAACCUGACCACCUGCCUGCCCACCUGCCGCUCGCUCUCUGAGGCCGACGCCCACUGCCUUCAGGGCUUCGCGCCCGUGGACGGCUGUGGCUGCCCAGACGGCACCUUCCUGGAUGAGAAGGGCCACUGCGUGCCACUGGCCAAGUGCUCCUGCUACCACCGGGGCCUCUACCUGGAGGCUGGGGAAGUGGUGCUGAGGCAGGAGGAACGCUGCGUCUGCCGCAACGGGAGGCUGCAGUGCGUGCGGGUCAGGCUGCUCGGCCAGAGCUGCUCGGCCCCAAAGAUCCACGUUGACUGCAGCAACCUGACAGCGCUGACCAUCCAGAACUUGCGGCCUACCAGCUGCCAGACGCUGGCUGCCGGCCACUAUCAGACCGAGUGUGUCAGCGGCUGUGUUUGCCCGGAAGGGCUGAUGGACGAUGGCCGUGGCGGCUGCGUUGUGGAGGAGGAGUGCCCGUGUGUGCACAACACAGACCUGUAUUCUCCUGGGGACAAGAUCAAGGUGGACUGCAACACGUGCACCUGCCAGAGAGGGCGCUGGACGUGCACCAAGUCGCUGUGCUACAGUUCCUGCUCCAUCUACGGGAGUGGCCACUACAUCACCUUUGAUGGGAAGUACUACGAUUUCGACGGACACUGCUCCUACGUGGCGGCUCAGGACUACUGUGGCCAGAACUCCUCCUCGGGCUCCUUCGGCAUCAUCACCGAGAACGUUCCCUGUGGCACCACGGGUGUCACUUGCUCCAAGGCCAUCAAAAUCUUCUUGGGGAGGACGGAGCUGAAGCUGGAGGACAAGCGCCGCCUGGUGAUCCAGCGGGACUCGGGCCACCACGUGGCCUACACCACCCGGGAGGUGGGCCAGUAUUUGGUGGUGGAGGCCAGCAUCGGCAUCAUCGUCAUCUGGGACAAGAAGACCACCAUCUUCAUCAAGCUGGCCCCGUCCUACAAGGGCACAGUGUGCGGGCUGUGUGGGAACUUUGACCACCGCUCCAGCAACGACUUCACCACGAGGGACCACAUGGUGGUGGACAGUGAGCUGGACUUCGGGAACAGCUGGAAGGAGGCCUCCACCUGUCCGGACGUGAGCGUCACCCCGGAUCCAUGCGCCCGGAACCCUCACCGCCUCUCCUGGGCCGAGAAGCAGUGCAGCAUCAUCAAGAGCUCUGUCUUUGGCAUCUGCCACAGCAAGGUGGACCCCAAGCCCUUCUACGAGGCCUGCGUCCACGAUUCGUGCUCUUGCGACACAGGCGGGGACUGUGAGUGCUUCUGCUCUGCCGUGGCCUCCUACGCUCAGGAGUGUACUAAGGAGGAGGCCUGCGUGUUCUGGAGGACACCAGACCUGUGCCCCAUAUUCUGUGACUACUACAACCCCCCGGACGAGUGUGAGUGGCACUAUGAGCCCUGUGGGAACCGCAGCUUUGAGACCUGCAGGACCAUCAACGGCAUCCACUCCAACAUCUCCGUGUCCUACCUGGAGGGCUGCUACCCCCAGUGCCCGAAGGACAGGCCCAUCUAUGAUGAGGACCUGAAGCUGUGCGUCACGGCGGACAAAUGUGGCUGCUAUGUCGGGGAUACUCGUUACCCACCUGGAGGAUCCGUUCCCACCAACGAGGACUGCCAGUCUUGUGUGUGUACCAACACCUCGAAAGUUGUCUGCUGGCCAGAAGAAGGGAAGAUUCUCAACUACACCCAGGACGGCUUCUUCUGCUACUGGGAGAUCUGUGGCCCCAACGGGACAGUGGAGAGAUACUUCAACAUCUGCACAACCUCAACCUCCCGGCCGCCCUCCACCACGAUCCCCGUUACCACCAGUACCCCCCUCACCACCACCACCACCACGCCGACCACCACGCCGACCACCACCAUCACUACCACUCCAACUACCACGCCGACCACCACCAUCACCACCACUCCAACCACCACGCCAACCACCACGCCGACCACCACCAUCACCACCACUCCGACCACCACGCCGACCACCACGCCGACCACCACCAUCACUACCACUCCAACCACCACGCCGACCACCACUCCGUCCACCACGCCAACCACCACCAUUACCACUACUCCGACCACCACGCCGACCACCACCAUCACCACCACUCCGACCACCACGCCGACCACCACGCCGACCACCACUCCGACUACCACACCAACCACCACCAUCACUACCACUCCAACCACCAUGCCAACCACCACCAUCACCACCACUCCAACCACCAUGCCGACUACCACGCCGACCACCACCACCACAGGCACACCAACCUCGACUCCCACCAUCACCACCACCACAGCCACAGAGACCCCAACCCCAAAACCUACUCCGACCACCACGACCACCUCGACGUCCACACCUACUCCAGAACCCCCGACCACCACCACCACCACGCCUACCCCAGGAUCAACCACCACAGGGCCAACAAUCUCUCCCUGUGUGCCUCACUGCAACUGGACGGGCUGGCUGGAUUCAGGUAAACCAAGCUUUACGAAACCGGGUGGAGACAUUGAAUCGAUUAAGGAUGUCUGUAAAGGAGGAUGGGCAGUCAACAUCUCCUGCAGAGCCACGCAGUUUCCCAACAUUCCCAUCGGAGAACUUGGGCAAAACGUGCUGUGUAACCUCUCUGUUGGGCUGGUGUGUAGAAAUGAAGACCAGAAUCCAGGGGGGAUCAUGCCGCAGCCCUUCUGCCUCAACUAUGCGAUCAAUGUCCAGUGCUGUAUAUUGCCUGACGAAUGUAUCUCCAAACCUUCUCCUACCACCACCCUGACCACCACCUCCACCAUCACCACCACCACGGGCACCCCGACCCCAACCCCCACCAUCACCACCACCACAGGCACCCCGACCUCGACACCCACCAUCACCACCACCACAGGCACAGAGACCCCAACACCCACCAUGACCACCUCUCCAACCACCACCAUGACCACCACUCCAACCACCACCACCACGGGCACUCUGACCCCGACCCCCACCAUCACCACCACUCCUACCACCACCAGCACAGGCACCCCAACCCCAACCCCCACCAUCAGCCCUACCACGGGCACUGAGACCCCGACCCCCACCAUCACCACCACUCCAAGCACCACCACUUCUACCACCACUACCACGGGCACUGAGACCCCGACCCCCACCAUCACCACCACUCCAAGCACCACCACUUCUACCACCACUACCACGGGCACACCAACUCCGACCCCCACCAUCACCACCACUCCAAGCACCACCACUUCUACCACCACCACGGGCACACCAACUCCGACCCCCACCAUCACCGCCACUCCGAGCACCACCACUUCUACCACCACCACGGGCACACCAACUCCGACCCCCACCAUCACCACCACUCCGAGCACCACCUCAACCACAACCACCAUGGGAACUACAACCCCAACCCCCACAAUCAGCACUACCACGGGCACUGAGACCCCGACCCCCACCAUCACCACCCCUCCGAGCACCACCUCGACCACAACCACCACAGGAACCACAACCAUCACGGGCACACCAACUCCGACCCCCACCAUCACCACCACUCCGAGCACCACCUUGACCACAACCACCACAGGAACCACAACCCCAACCCCCACCAUCAGCACUACCACGGCCACUGAGACCCCGACCCCCACCAUCACCACCACUCCAAGUACCACCACUUCUACCACCACCACAGGCACACCAACUCCGACCCCCACCAUCACCACCACUCCGAGCACCACCUCGACCACAACCACCACAGGAACCACAACCCCAACGCCACCCAUCACCACCACUCCGAGCACCACCAGUUCUACCACCACCACCACAGGAACCCCAACCUCAACCCCGACCAUCAGCACUACCACGGGCACUGAGACCCUGACCCCCACCAUCACCACCACUCCAAGCACCACCACGACCACCACCACCAUGGGCACACCAACUCCGACCCCCACCAUCACCACCACUCCGAGCACCACCUCGACCACAACCACCACAGGAACCACAACCCCAACCCCGACCAUCACUACCACGGGCACUGAGACCCCGACCCCCACCAUCACCACCACUCCGAGCACCACCACUUCUACCACCACCACCACAGGAACCACAACUCCAACCCCGACCAUCAGCACUACCACGGGCACUGAGACCCCGAUCCCCACCAUCACCGCCACUCCGAGCACCACCACUUCUACCACCACCACGGGCACACCAACUCCGACCCCCACCAUUACCACCACUCCGAGCACCACCUCGACCACAACCACCACAGGAACCACAACCCCAAUUCCAACCAUCAGCACUACCACGGGCACUGAGACCCCGACCCCCACCAUCACCACCACCACUUCUACCACCACCACGGGCACACCAACUCCGACCCCCACCAUCACCACCACUCUAAGCACCACCUCGACCACAACCACCACAGGAACCACAACCCCAACCCCUACCAUCAGCACUACCAUGGGCACUGAGACCCCGACCCCCACCAUCACCACCACUCCGAGCACCACCUUGACCACAACCACCACAGGAACCACAACUCCAACCCCGACCAUCAGCACUACCACGGGCACUGAGACCCCGACCCCAACCCUGACCGCCACGACGACGACCACCACCACGAGCACCCCGACCAUCACCACUACCACGGGCACUGAACCUGCAGGAACCUCCACACCGCCCACGCCAUCCAGGCCACAGACCACCAGCACCACGACCUCCCAUGUGCCCACCCCUACACUGACCCCGAUCUCCACCCCCAACCUCACCAUAAGCACAGUCUCAGUCAUCUCUUCCAGUCAGGUCAUCUGCUGCGUUUUGAACGACACCUACUACACACCAGGUGAGAUGAUGUACAAUGGCACGCACGGGGACACCUGCUAUUAUGUGAACUGCUCAUUGUCCUGCACCAUGGAGAUUUUCAACUGGUCGUGCCCAUCCACACCCUCCCCAACACCCAGCCCUUCCAAGCCGACACCUGCUUCAACACCCAAACCACCCACGCCCACAGCAUCGAGCACACCGGCCACCACCAAGCCCCCUGCGUGCCCAGACUUUGAUCCUCCCAGACAGGAGAACGAGACGUGGUGGCUGUGUAACUGCACCAUGGCGAUUUGCAAGUACAACAACACGGUGGAGCUCGUGGAGAUGGAGUGUGAGGUCCCGCCCAAGCCCACCUGCUCCAAUGGCCUCCAGCCCGUGCUCAUCAAGGGUCCCCACGACUGCUGCCCGCACUGGGAGUGCGACUGUUACUGCACCGGCUGGGGGGACCCACACUACGUCACGUUCGACGGGCUGUACUACAGCUACCAGGGCAACUGCACAUACGUGCUGGUGGAGAGGGCCACCCGCAUGCCGGACGACUUCGGGGUCUACAUCGACAACUACCACUGUGACGUCAACGACCAGGUGUCCUGCCCCCGCACACUCAUCGUGCGUUACGAGUCCCAGGAGGUGCUGAUCAAGACGCUGCAGAUGAUGCCCAUCAAGGUUCAGGUGCAGGUCAACAGGCAGGUGGUGGCCCUGCCCUACACAAAGAAUGAGCUGCACGUGUACCAAUCCGGCAUCAGCUACGUGGCGGAAAUCUCCAAGCUGGGCGCCCUCAUCUCCUACAAUGGACUUUCCUUCUCCAUCAGGUUGCCCUACCACCUGUUUGGCAACAACACCAAGGGCCAGUGUGGCACGUGCACCAACAACACUGUGGAUGACUGUGUGCUACCCAGUGGGGAGGUCGUUUCCAGCUGCGAGUUCGCAGCUGAUCAGUGGACGGUGAACGACCCCUCCAAGCCACACUGUCCCCAAACCAGAGUCACCACCAAGAGACCGACCAUCACGCCGCUGGGGGGCAACACCACCUCCCACAAGGACUGCGCCUCUCCUCUCUGCGAGCUCAUAAAAGACAGCUUGUUUGCCCCGUGCCAUGCCUUGGUACCCCCCCAGCACUACUACGAAGCCUGCAUGUUCGACAGCUGCCUUGUGCCUGACACAGGCCUGGAGUGUGCCAGCCUGCAGACCUAUGCCACCAUCUGUGCCCAGGCGAACAUCUGCAUCGACUGGCGGAACCACACCCAUGGGGUCUGCUCGAUGACGUGCCCACCUCACAGGGAGUACCGGGCCUGUGGUCCUGCAGACGAGCCCUCCUGCGAGUCUAGCUUAGUCGCCCAGAGGAGCACUGGCCUGGUGGAAGGCUGCUUCUGCCCCGAGGGCACCACGAACUACGCCCCAGGAUUCGACGUCUGUGUGGACUUGUGUGGCUGUGUGGGACCUGACGAUGUGCCUAGAAAGUUCGGGGAGCACUUUCAGUUUGACUGCAAGGACUGCGUGUGCCUGGAGGGCGGGCGCGGCAUCAUCUGCCAACCCAAGGAGUGCCGCCAGGAGCCGGUCACCUGCACGGAGGAAGGCACCUACCUGGUCACGGAGGUCAACCCCGCGGACACGUGCUGUAACAUCACGACCUGCAAGUGCAAUACCAGCCUGUGCGAGGGGUUGCCGCCCCAGUGCCCGCUGGGCUUCGAAGUGAGGAGCGAGACCAGUCCUGGGAAGUGCUGUCCGUCUUACUCUUGUGCGCCCAAGGGUGUGUGCGUGCACGGGAAUGCUGAGUACCAGCCCGGGUCCCCAGUGUAUUCCUCCAAGUGCCAGGACUGUGUCUGCACCAGCGACAGGAAUAGCAGCUCACAGCUCAACGUCAUCUCCUGCACCCAUGUGCCCUGCGAUAACUCCUGUAGCCCCGGCUUCGAGCUGGUGGACGUCCCUGGGGAGUGCUGUGGCAAGUGUCAGCAGACCCACUGCAUCAUCAAAAGACCCAGCACGGAGAACAUCAUCCUAAAGCCCGGGGGCAUGAGUCACGACCCCACGAACAAUUGCACCUUCUUCAGCUGUGUGAAAAUCCACAACCAGCUCAUCUCCUCCGUCUCCAACAUCACCUGCCCUGACUUUGACCCCAGCAUCUGCCUGCCCGGCUCCAUCACACUCAUGCCCAAUGGAUGCUGCCGGAAAUGCAUCCCUCGCAAUGAGACCAGGAUCCACUGUUCCACCGUCCCCAUUACCAAGGAAAUUUCUUACUCCGGCUGCACCAAGAAAGUCACAAUGAAUUCCUGCUCUGGGUCCUGUGGGACCUUUGUCAUGUACUCGGCGGAGGCCCAGGCCCUGGACUACCAGUGCUCUUGCUGUAAGGAGGAGCGCACCAGCCAGCGAGAGGUGCAGCUGAGCUGCCCUGACGGCCGCUCCCUGAGGCACACUUACACCCACAUCGAGAGCUGCCUGUGUCAGGACACCGUGUGUGAGCUCCCGCGGGCCCCGCACCCCCUCCCUCCCCGUGCCCGGCGCGCCAGCCCCCGGGGCCUGCCCCCGGGGAGGGAUUGA